Physella acuta is the source of this 2442-nucleotide messenger RNA. Its product is annotated as dnaJ homolog subfamily C member 8. Gene Ontology annotation, cellular component: nucleus. Lineage: Eukaryota; Metazoa; Mollusca; Gastropoda; Physidae. The record is from RefSeq and is a predicted model, not a curated record.
GUUGUCAUUGGCAGUGCAAAAUGGCGACGGACAUGGCUUCCCAAAACAAUAACUGUCGAACUACUGACGACAAAGAUCCGUCUACUUCUGUAUCGAAAACACCAGUAGACUUUAUAGAAACCGCAGAAGCAGCAUUUUCUGAAUUUUAUGAUGAGGUAAAAGCAAUAGAAAAACGUGAUUCAGUUUUAACAUCCAAGCAGCAAAUUGAUCGCUUAACAAGACCAGGAGCAACUUAUUUUAAUCUCAACCCCUAUGAUGUGUUACAAAUUGAUCCUGAUACACCUUUGUCUGAAGUAAAGAAAAAAUAUAGACAGAUGUCCAUUCUUGUGCAUCCUGAUAAAAACCCAGAUGAUCCUGAUAGAUCUCAAAAGUCAUUUGAAGCUGUCAAUAAAGCCUACAAAACACUAGAAAAUGAAGAAGGACUGAAAAGGUGUAAGGAAAUUGUUGAAGAAGCAAAAACUAGAACUGAUGAUAUGAUUAAACAAAAGAAAAAGCAGUUAAAAAAGGAAGGAAAGCCUCAAGAUGUUCCAGAAGAUGAUAUAGAAAAGUAUAAGCAUGCUAUUUAUGUCCAGACUUGUAAACUUUUUGCUGAUCUAGAAAGAUUAAGACAAGAAAGGGAAGCCAAAGACAUGCAUGAAAGGAAACGUAAAGCAGAAGAAGAGGCAGCUGAAGAAGAGAAGAAAAAAAUGGAGAAAGAGUGGCAAAAGAACUUUGAGGAAAGCAGAACUGGAAGAGUAGAUAGUUGGAGAACUUGGAAUAAAAAAGCUAAAAAGACGUCUAAAGGAAAUUUAAAACCACCUAAACUUAAAGCAGAAAAACGAUAGCACUAAGACCAUAAAGGUUUAUAUUUAAAGUUUUAGUGUUGUUUUUUUUUUUUUAAUUGUAAAAACCCCUGAUGUCACAAAAUUGCAUUUUAAAGUAAUUUUCUCAGUAAUGUGUAUUUAAUGUUGGUAUUUGUCGAAUGCAAUUGUUUUAUAUGAAAUAGAAUUUAAAAGAAUACAGUAAUUAAAUCUGUUAAAAACCUUUUUCUCUAGGAAUAUAUAUUUUAUUGUUACUACUUAUAAAUUGGUGGAAUAUUAAUUCGAAAUACUUUUAAACUACAUUUUUGUUUAAAAUACACAGCCAUGUUCUGUCUCUAAAAAGUUUUGGUAAAAAACAAAAGAAAUUCAUUUGACCAGAAUUGUCUUUAACUCUAUGAAAUAGAAGCAGCUACCGUAUCAUUUUUUUAGAGCCUGUUGAAACAUAUUAAGUUAAGAUUGAAUAUUUAAUUUUAAAAGACUAAUGAUGAAAAAAGAUUAUUUCACAUAUUCUAACUUAAUCUUAAACCCUUGUUGUUACAAUGAAUAGAAAAAGCAAUAUUGUUUUAUUAAUGGUUUAACAUCUUAAAAUUCAGCAUUGAAAGUUUACAGACCUUUUUCUAUAGAAUUAAACAAUCAAAUAGCUUUUAAAACAUUUCUGAAAGCUUCAGAUGCAAGAAGUUAAAAAUUAAAUAAUUAUAAGCCUUAAAAUCAUAUUACUUUAGAAUAACUUGUAAUUUUUUAGUACACUUUGGUUUCUAGGAGGAAAAGAAUUGAGAAAGAUAUUAGUUUGUAAGUUGUUUUACAAUAACACAUCAACUUUUAAGAUGUUAAUGUGGUAUAUAAUUGAAGGCAUUAAAUAAUUUCUAUACCUUCAUUUCAUGUAAUGACAAAUACAAAAAAAAUACAGAAAUAAACUGCUAUUCUCAUAACGCAAGCUACAAUAGAUUUUAUCACAUACCAUGCACAUAUGUAUUAUACAGUUACAUUAAAUGUGGUGAUUUUACCAUGCAAGAAUUUUUUCAUAGAUUCCAGAUUUUUUUGGUUUUUUAAUAUUUAUUCUGGUGUUAUGGAAAUGUAAUGUCACAAUACUACCUACCUGAUAGCUAUUUCUCCUGAAAAUUAAUAAUUAAAUGAGAUUGCUGAUGUGAUAUUAUCACAUUAAAGUUUGAAGUGAGUGUAUUUGUGUAUGUGAUAAGUUGUGAGAGAUUUUGAGUAAAUGCUGAACUAUUUAGAUAUGUGUGAUAUGUAAUCUUGUAGCAUAGUUUUUAAAAAGUAAAACAUUAUCGGUUUAAUUUUGUUUAGAAAGAUGAAUCUUUUGAAACUCUGCUACUAAUUAUAAUUACAUUUAUCAGUUACUUUUAAAUUCAGAUUAAAAACAUGGAUUCUUGUAUAUAGGCCUAUGUGUGAAUGCUAAAAAUAAUCUAAGAAUUAAUAGAUUGUUUUAUAGUUUAUUUUCUUCCCAAUUAUGUCCAAGUGAAAUCAUUGUAAGCUAAUAGUUGCCUGUUUAUAAAUUUUGUUAAGAAUGUUAAAAAAAAAAUCUAAAAUUAUUCUUUGAUAUAUAUGUAUACCAUGUUCAUUAUUAUGAAUUGUCAAUUUAAAUGGUUUUCUUUUUUAAAGAAAUUAAACUUUUGGAGCUGACAAA